This is a messenger RNA of Impatiens glandulifera, 1177 nucleotides long. RefSeq lists its product as uncharacterized. Gene Ontology annotation, molecular function: hydrolase activity, acting on carbon-nitrogen (but not peptide) bonds, in linear amides. Gene Ontology annotation, biological process: ceramide metabolic process. Gene Ontology annotation, cellular component: membrane. NCBI's taxonomy places the organism in Eukaryota, Viridiplantae, Streptophyta, Magnoliopsida, Ericales, Balsaminaceae. The transcript has 7 exons. The coding region runs from base 92 to 976 and encodes 294 amino acids. The record is from RefSeq and is a predicted model, not a curated record.
GUCUCUUUCGAAGAUCCAUCCGCGAGUUCUUCUGUUAACUUGCUCUGCAAGACUGCAAUUCUCAGUAUUCAACGCCUUAAUUACUCUAGCGAUGAACAACCGAGUUAUCUACGCAUGGGGAGUAUCAAUUCUGUGCUUUGUUGUGCUCAUGAUCGUCACUCCAGCGAUUCCACAGUCGGAGAGCUAUCACGACUUCGCCGAUCAACGCAAAUUCUUCGGUAUACCAAAUACAUUGAAUGUUAUAUCAAACUUUCCAUUUCUUGUUAUUGGUACAAUCGGGCUAAUACUCAUGUAUCAUGGGAACUACUUUAGGCUCAGAUUAGAAGGAGAGAUUUGGGGUUGGAUAUGUUUUUACAUUGGUGUGGCUGCUGUUGCUUUCGGUUCAGCUUACUAUCAUCUGAAACCAAAUGAUGCUACUCUCGUAUGGGAUCGUUUGCCAAUGACUAUUGCUUUCACAUCAAUCAUGGCAAUCUUUAUUAUUGAAAGAGUUGAUGAGAGAAAAGGAAAGCUAUCAAUUAUUCCCCUAUUGUUGGCUGGCGUGAUAAGUAUUUUAUAUUGGCGGUUCUUUGAUGAUCUUCGCCCAUAUGCACUUGUUCAGUUUGUUCCAUGCAUUGUCAUUCCCAUAAUGGCUAUUUUGUUGCCUCCUAUGUACACAUACUCCUCAUACUGGCUUUGGGCAGCAGGGUUUUACCUUCUAGCCAAAGUGGAAGAAGCUGCAGACAAACCAAUUUAUAGAUGGACUUUCCAUGUUGUGAGUGGCCACACUCUUAAGCAUUUAUGUGCAGCAAUGGUACCUGUCUUUCUUACUCUCAUGCUUGCAAAGAGACACAUCGAAACAGAAAGGCAAAGCUUGUUUCAGAUAUGGAAAGUUUCAUGGACAAAAGUGAAGGCUAAUGGUAAUGAAGCAAGUGUGGAGAACCUUACUUGUGUAUACACUAAUGUUCCUGUUGAGGAAGAAGACCAAACCACCCACUAAUGAUUACUGCAACCUUAAAAAUUAUGUCUUUUUAAUUUUAGUAUACAAUUUGAGACUGUCAUUGUAAUUCUCCUACCAAAAUUUAAACCACAUCUGAAUAACUUUAAUGUAUAGUGCUUCUUUUUUUGGUUUGCCUCCAAAAAGGAAGAAAAAAAAAAGAGAGGAUAUUAACAAUGUUAGAAAAAUAUGUUUAGGUUUCUU